AUGGGGCAACGUGUUUCGCGGACGGAUUUCGAGUGGGUGUACGAUGACCAACCGCACACCUGGCGAAGGCAGGAAAUGGUGAAAAAGUAUCCGCAGAUAAAAAAGCUAUUCGGACCGGAUCCACGCUUUAAGUACAUCGUGUCCGCCAUGGUGCUUACGCAAAUUGUGAUGCUGUACGUGAUGCAGAACCAAUCGUGGGGCAUGAUCGUGCUGGUGGCUUACUGCUUCGGUGGUGUUAUCAAUCACUCGCUAAUGCUAGCAAACCACGAGAUAUCGCACAAUAUGGCGUUCGGGUAUGCACGUCCGCUUGCCAACCGGUACUUUGGCAUGUGGUGCAAUCUGCCGAUCGGUGUACCGAUGUCGGUAUCGUUUAAAAAGUACCACAACCUUCACCAUCGCCAUCUGGCGGACGAUGAUCUAGAUCCGGAUGUGCCAACGCUGCUAGAGGCGAAACUUUUCUGCACAACGUUUGGCAAAUUCAUCUGGGUAUGCUUGCAGCCAUUUUUCUACGGACUAAGGCCACUGUUUGUGAAUCCGCUGCCCGUGACGAGGCUGGAAAUGAUUAACACGGCCGUCCAGCUAACGUUCAACGCGCUGGUAGUGCUCGUGUUCGGAUGGCGCAUGAUGGCUUACCUCCUGAUCGGAUCGGUGCUAGCGAUGGGACUGCACCCAGUGGCCGGACACUUUAUUGCGGAGCACUACAUGUUUGCGAAAGGCUUCGAAACGUACUCGUACUAUGGGCCACUAAACUGGAUCACGUUUAACGUUGGCUACCAUAACGAGCAUCACGACUUUCCCGCCAUACCGGGCAGCCGUUUGCCUGAGCUGAAGAAGAUCGCACCCGAAUACUACGAAACGAUGCCGCAGCACACCUCCUGGGUGCGUGUACUGUACGAUUUUAUCACCGACCCGGCCGUCGGGCCGUACGCUAGAAUCAAGCGCAAAAGUCUCGACAAACCGAAAGGAGCAACAGCAGCAGCACCACCGUCCAAAUCGAUUGGCCUGAUCAGUGAUUCAUGGCAACCUGAGGUAGAGCAGAAAAAAAGAUAAGCCACCCUUUCCUAACGGUUUGUGUACGUAAUUCGUUCGGAAAAGCAAGUUUUGUAAUAAAAAUUUGACA
Messenger RNA from Anopheles maculipalpis, 1120 nucleotides. RefSeq names its product sphingolipid delta(4)-desaturase DES1-like. Gene Ontology annotation, biological process: ceramide biosynthetic process. Gene Ontology annotation, molecular function: sphingolipid delta-4 desaturase activity. Bases 1 to 1050 code for a protein of 349 amino acids. The transcript has a single exon. NCBI's taxonomy places the organism in Eukaryota, Metazoa, Arthropoda, Insecta, Diptera, Culicidae. The record is from RefSeq and is a predicted model, not a curated record. Gene Ontology annotation, cellular component: membrane.